Messenger RNA from Seminavis robusta, 2974 nucleotides. Lineage: Eukaryota; Bacillariophyta; Bacillariophyceae; Naviculales; Naviculaceae. The record is from the annotation of a GenBank genome assembly.
GUUUUUUGGUGACUUUUAAAUUCCUUUCCAAACAUCAAAAUUCAUUCCACUUUCGGAAUCUCCCUCGGAAAGAUAUCAGUUGUUCCUCCCACAACCCGACCAAUAGCCAUAGUUUCCGGACAUCACUGCUUCAAAAAACAAAAGAUGGGUGAUUUCCAAUUCAUCUGUGAAGAGGCGGACAUUGGGCUUGGUAGGAAGACAAAGAAAAAGUUCUCUGAGGAGGGUAUCUUGUCGUUCCAUGAUCUCUUGAAGAAGACGCUCGUGUUGGAUCCCAAGAAUGCUGUCGAGAACGAAUUGUUCAAAGUUGUCGAUUGGUACAAAUGGUUUCAGAGAAGCCAUGGCCGUGCUCCUGUGAUGGGACGAGGUGGAGAUUUUAAUGGUGAUGCCUUCGAUGAUUUCAAGGAGAACAGCAGCACCGUAGAAAUCCCAGUGCCGAGGAAUGCUCUAGGUGAAAUCUAUGGUCUCCUAAGAGAUGACCAACAAAUCAACGACUUGGUCAAACAGAGGGGACUAAUGUCACGUAUCCAAGCAGAAACAGUCAAGGACAUUGAAGCAGCCAUGACACCAGAGCUGAAGAGGGGUGUUGGUACCUUUGACUCUAACAGUUUCUCUCGAAUGGUUGUUGAUAUUGUCUUCCACAACGCAGAACCGAAUCAGCAAAACUCCUUGGCAUUUGUGGUUGGACAAACACAAGUGGGAAAAUCCUCUGUCAAGGCAGUGACAUCUCUGGCCUCCAAUUCCGUGAGAGUCCCAACAGUGAUAGUGACACGUGGAGUCAGUGAGAGCAAAGAGUUGGUCAAGAAACUACGCGGCUUUCUCGACAGAACACCUUUGGCAAGGCAUGUGGUAGGUGUUUCGUCUCCUGACAGGGAUGGGACGCUGAAGAAAGGACCUAGAAAGUUGGAGGAGCUCAAGAAUGCCCUGACCAAGAAUGGAGCCGUUGUACUGGCUGAUACAGCUCACCAAAUGAAAAAAGUCACUGAUGCACUGAAAGCCAACAAAGAUGAGGACCCCAAGUUUGAGUUCUUGCUAGUAGUGGAUGAAUGUGAUGCUGUGUUGUGCCGGACUCCAGACCGCAGAACAAAGAUUGAGCAAGCCUUCGAUAAUCUAGUGGAUUUGAUCCCCCCAAUCCUCACCGUCAUGAUUUCUGCGACCCCCGUGCCUCUCAUGUUGGAGGCUGCCUACCAAGAGCGAUACAAGAAAAUGGGAGAACCUCAAAUGUUCAGCAUUGAGCCUCGUGAAGAAUACUGUGGUAUUAAUGAUAUGGAACUGUUGCAAGAUCACAAUGGUGACACGGUUUUUCUAGACUCCAAAGAGCUGUCCUGGAGCACAUUUUACACUUGCCCAGGUGACUCCCUCCUCAUUGAGAAUGCGGUAGGAGAUCCAUCCAAGAAAGGAGUGCUUCUACUGGAUUGUACAAAUCCCAGAGUGUACGCCCCAGGGAAUGUAAGGGAAAAGGCAAAACACUUUCAGGAAAUGGCAAAGGCUGAGCAUGGAAGGAAGGUAGUUGUGAUGAUCAAAGUUGGACGUGGCAUCGAGGUGCUUGCCCCAUCUUCGGAAAGUGAUGACAAUGAGGAGCCGAGUUGGAUUUGGCAGGACACAAAGUUGGAUGUGGAUGACGUGAUUGGAGAAAUCGAUGACUUACAUGGGCUGGACACACCUGUCUUCUGUUUUGGCUUCUCUAAGAUGUCCCGUGGUUGCUCGUAUAGAAGUGUUCGCCGUGUACCAACCCAUAUGAUCAUCUCGCUGGGACGAGGACACAACAUCAUGAGUUAUGUCCAAGCUCUUGGACGGGCUACCUUCAAUGGAAAGUCCAUCCUCUCCAAGAAUGGAUUCAGUGCUGUCACCGUCCUAACGACCCCCCAAGACUACACGACAGCUGUCAAGGAACUCAGGUUUGUAGAUGAGAUGUUCCGCCGUGUGUGGGAUGGUGAGACAUUCCGACAGGCACUCACUGGAGCAAAAACGAUGAUCCCAGAUGCUGCGAAUUUUUUGCGGAACACCCCACGUGCAGUAAGCCGCUUGAAACGCCAUCGAGAGCAACUUCAGAUAUCCAAAUUUGAAAAACCACCAAAAGAGCUGUCUUUGCCAGAGAAGGUCGUGAGGCAGAAACACUUCACAGACGAGCUUACACAAAAAGUAUUGCGUGUGAUUUGUGAGUGCUCCAAUAAGAAUGCCUCAGCAAUGUGUGCCGAUGACGUAAUGGAGGCUUUCAAUGAUACAUUUCUGGAUGACGAAGUCCAAAUACUCAUGAAAAAGCUCCGCCCAAUUCUGAGGUCAUUGGUGGACGAUGCAGUGAUUCAAAGGUCCGAAAAGUCCAGGCGUGCAAAAACUAUAUGGUACAGUGUUGAUUGUCCGCAUCGUCUCUUGAGGUUCAUGAAUAGGAAGCUGGCUCUGACUAAAGAAGAGGUUGCUGAUGGGGACACGCUGGAACUUGCCAUUGGCAUGGGUGAAGGUGACUCCCUUUCGGAUGUGUCGUCUGAUGACGAUGGCAUCCCCAUGGACGUUGUGGAGGAGAGCCCCCCUAGCAAACGCCCUUCUGUUGAGGCUAUUAGUCAAAGAGGAAGGAGUCAUCCCACAACCCUGCCAGUUCAGAACGUGGCAACAGCAGCUGGAAACAACCCACAGCAGUUCGACCAAGAACCUGCUGGUGGGUCGGAGGAUCCCCAAGAAGAGGAGGAGGAGGUGUCUCCAUCCAACAACUAGAUGCAUCCCUCUGGAACUCAUUACAUCGACCACGAUUCCAUUUGAUCAUGUAGCGUAGUUUGUUUUGCAAAGGUCUUGUCAAGAUCUGGAUAUUUGCAGUACUGGGUUUGCUAUGGAUUGGAGAGAGCUAAGAUGAGGAUGGGGACAGAGCUCGAGAUCUGCAGGGUUCGGAAACAGGUCUUAAAUCACGCAACUAUUUUCACGCAGACCUGCGUGAAACUAACGGCUAGUUUCACGCAGGAUACUAGUUUCACGCAGACCUGCGUGA